AUCGCCUAUCCCCUCCCUCCCUUCUCCGGCCGUCGGGCCUUGCUCCUUCAGCCGCGGCCCCCAGGCGCCCCCCGCACCAGGCCGAGGCUGAGCCCAUUUCUUGGCCUCUCGCCUCCAGGAGCGCCUUUUCCUGACCUUUCCGAGGCUCCCCGUCUCUUCUUCCCAUUUCUGUUACCCCGUUUCCUCAACCCUUGCCUGAAAUACCUCCAAGUAUCUCCAUUAUUUUUCAGGAGCACAUUUGGUUUCUUAAGCGUCAGCUUACACAGUGCCGUUAUGAAAAAGUAUCUAUUUGUGUGGAAGUUACUUACGGCUUUAACUUUUUCAAAAUGAUUCCUUCACAGUAGUGCAUAUGUUGUGACUAGGCAGAGUUCGUCUUUGGCAUCCUCUCCACCUUUCCUGUGGACUGUGAAGUACUCCAACGCUCUCCCCCACUUCUGGUCCCUUCAUCCUUCUUCCCCAGGAAAAAAAAAAUUACUCACUUGAAAUAAUGUAAGUUCUUCCCCAAAGACUAAAUGACUUAAAAGUUUAAUAUAUUACUUCUGCCAGGGGCAUAUGACGCAUUAUACAAGCAACACACACACCCCAGAAAGGAGCCAUAGAAUGUUCAAACAGCCAGUUCACUGUGGGAGUAUUUUAGGAUGUGGGAAAUGUUCUCAGCGUUUCCAUGUGUAUUGCCUAGAGUGGCGGCUUUGCCUUUCACAUUAAUACAAAUUCUGUCUUUUCUACAAUACAUGUUCUAACCACCACCCAAUCCCACUUCUUUUUUACACUUAUCGUCAUCCUGUUCCUUCCUUACCCUGUUGCCUGUGGUCUUGUCCCUUUCCACUUCUCAUCACAUCACUUCCUUCUCUUGGCUUCUGAUAUAUUAUUUACUUUCUUUCAAAAACAUAAACUGAUUUGCUGCCUUUCAAUAAACUAUUAGGUUUUCCCUUUGUCUUGGCUGCCAGGAAACGCAGAAUCAAUAUUUUUCUUAGAUUAGGUUUUUCUCUCCCCUUUCCUUUUCCUUCAUAGUAUAAAUUGCUUCAAAUUCUUUUCAGAAGUAUAUAUAACACAGAGAAAUCGAAUGUUUCCAAUAUCUCUACUCUGUGAUGUUCUUCUGAUUUCCCCUCUUUGCAUCUUUGCACCUUUUCUAGCCGCCUCUCCUCCUCGAGGUAAAACAUGUUUCUCUUUGUGAUGCCUGCUCUCUUUCACAAAGUACUUUCCUCAUUUGUCCUAUUUCUUCUUGUUCUCCCCUCUGUGACUUGCAAUGUUCUCUGUUACUCUGAUUCAGCCAUGAAACAUGUACACUCUUCCCCCACUUGGGUUCCCGUCUUUCAUAAUGUUCUUUUGCUCACUUUCAACAUUUGGCCCAUUUUUUCCACCCUUGUUCCCUGUUUUGUCUUUCCUCUUCUUCUAUCUCUUUCCACAUGUGCUGAUUACAUUCAUUUUGCUUAAAGUGGACCAGAGAAAAAUAUUAUUUCUGUUGUUCGUCUUCUGUUAUUUACUUCGCUAUUCUUAAUAGUGACUAUUGCAAAAUUAGCAGUGUUUUUAGAACUUUGAGAUGUUUGUGUGGUUUCCACCAGCUUCCACCCCAGAGGAAUUCACAAAUGAAUCACCGUUUACUUUAUUAUUCUAAUUAACGCGUGCUCUUCGGCUGGGGAUUCAUUAGUACCGUUGUUAAUCUGUCUUCAGUAUGCCAUCAACAAACCAUUGAGGGGGUUGACUUGAACUAGUUAUUCUUUUUGGCUCGUAGGCUGUGUGUGGAAAAAGUUUAUUAUUUCUUCCAUUUACAUUCUAAAUAUUAAUAUUUAUUUUGCGUUGUCACAUUCUAUUUUAGCUUUUUAUAAUGUCUCAAUUAGUUUUAAUAGGCUGAAUAGACUGAAAAGUUUUAAAAGGAAACAUUUGGACUUUGAUGUUCAGUAAUUUAUUUUCCAUAUCCUCGCCCGGUUAAGAUUUACAAGGCUGUGAUGGUCCCAAUGAGUACUGAGGGCCUAUCACGCAAUUAGCCUCAGACUUCAAAAGCCCUUGUGAGCUUCAGGGAGGUAGUGCAGACCAGUUGUUUAGAAUACUGCCUUUGGAAUGAAAGAUGUGUGUAAAGUCUUUUGUUAGUUAUGAGGUUUUGAGCAAGUUACUUCGCCUCUCUCUGUUUCAUCUGUAAUAUGGGAAUUAUAAUGAUACCUGUCUCAUAGGAGAGUUGUAAGAAUUAAAUGAGAUCCUAUAUGUAAAAUACUUAGCAUCAUAUAUUAUUUACACUGUUACAAUACAAAUAAUUGGCCUAUUUUUAUCUGCUAACUACAGUUCAUUAAAUGAUUUAAUCAAUUUAGCCUUCAUUGAACAAACAUUCAUUGAAUGAUUGCUAUGUGGGAAGCACUCUGACUAAAUAGGGCAGAAGAAGUGUCUGGGCCCAUGAUAUGUGUCUGAUCCAUGAAAACCACUUUUUGCCAGUAACUUACUGUGGGUAAUAAUGCCUACUCAUUGGAUAGUUAUGAAGAUUAAACUUACUGAGAAACUCUAUGUUAAAGUUCCUAAUAUAGUGUCUGGUACAGAGUAGGCUCUCAAAAUAUUAUAGAAUUAAUCCUUAGUAGUGACAGUCGUAAUAGAAGAAGAAGAGAACAUGAUCAUGGACAUACGUGGCCUCUGCUCUCAAGGUGAGAUAAGAAUGAGGAAAUUGAUGGGGUCCUGAGAGAGGAUGUCGUGGCUGGGGCACUUCACCAAUUGGGGCGCUCAGGCUCUGGGACCGAGCAGGUCUACCUCAAUCUAACUUUAUCAGGAUAUGAUUUAAUUGACGUUAGCAUUCUCUGUGGAUAUGUUCACCUACAGAAGUUGGAUCUUUCAGUAAAUAAAAUUGAAGAUUUGUCUUGUGUGAGUUGUAUGCCUUAUCUUCUAGAACUUAAUGCUUCUCAAAAUAAACUGACUACAUUCUUCAAUUUCAAGCCACCCAAAAAUCUCAAGAAGGUGGAUUUUUCCCGCAACCAAAUAUCUGAAAUGUGUGAUUUGUCGGCAUACCAGGCUCUCACUAAACUAAUUUUGGACAGCAAUGAGAUAGAAGAAAUCAGUGGACUCGAGCUGUGCAACAAUCUAACUCACCUUAGUUUGGCCCAAAACAAAAUCACAACAAUUACUGGCUUAGGCGUGUUACCAAUCAAAAUACUUUGUCUGAGCAAUAACCAGAUUAAGAAGAUCACAGGAUUGGAGGAACUGAAAGCCCUGCAGAUCGUGGAUCUGUCCUGCAAUCAGAUCAGUAGCCUCCAAGGCUUAGAGAAUCAUGACUUCUUGGAGGUGAUCAACCUGGAGGAUAAUAAGAUUGCUGAGCUGGGUGAAAUAGAAUAUAUUGAAAAUCUACCCCUCCUUCGAGUUCUCAGUCUUCUAGGGAAUCCAAUUCAGGAAAAAUCUGAAUAUUGGUACUUCGUAAUUUUUAUGCUGCUACGAUUAACAGAAUUAGAUCAGAAGAAGAUUAAAGUGGAAGAAAAGGUUUCAGCAGUGAAUAAAUAUGACCCUCCCCCAGAAGUGGUGGCAGCCCAGGAUCACCUGACCCAUGUUGUCAACAGCGUGAUGCAGCCACAGAGGAUCUUUGACAGCACUCUUCCCAGUCUGGAUGCCCCUUACCCCAUGUUGAUAUUAGUCGGUCCUCAGGCUUGUGGGAAACGAGAACUUGCUCACCGCCUCUGCAGAGAGUUUAACACUUACUUCAGAUAUGGGGCCUGUCACACCACAAGACCGCCUUACUUUGGAGAAGGGGAUCGAGUUGAUUAUCAUUUUAUUUCUCAAGAAGUUUUCGAUGAAAUGCUAAACAUGGGGAAAUUCAUUCUAACAUUUAAUUAUGGUAAUCACAAUUAUGGAUUAAAUAGGGACACCGUAGAAGGUAUCGCAAGAGAUGGUUUAGCAAGCUGUAUUCAUAUGGAAAUAGAAGGUGUAAGAAGUUUGAAAUGUUCCUAUUUUGAGCCUCGCUAUAUCCUGGUGGUACCCAUGGACAAGAAAAAUUAUGAGGGAUACUUGCGGAGGAAAGGAUUAUUUAGUCGUGUAGAGAUUGAAUUUGCUGUCUCCAGGGUGGACCUUUAUGUUAAAAUUAAUCAGAAAUUUCCAGGAUAUUUUGAUGCGGUAAUCAAUGCAGAUGAUCUGGAUGUUGCCUACCAAAAACUGAGUCAGCUCAUUAGAGAAUACCUCGGACUGUCUGAGGAAACUGCCAAGGCUCUGGCUCCAACUGCAGCAGGAGCUCCCUCUAGCAAGAAGACUCCCUCUGGGGUUCCAGCACACCUGGUUCCAUCCCCGAGGCGCUUGGCAAAACUGCAAGCAGAUGGCCAGAUAACAGAGCAUCUCUCUGGAAUGCAGAUUCAUGCAAAGAUCCCUGAAAACCAGAACCUAGCUCCCUCCCAGAAUCAAGAGCUGACUCAGGAGGGAGCAACCCAUCAAAAGGAGCUUUCUCCCAAUAGCCAUGUCACUGCUGAGCCUCCUCCCCAGCCCAGUUCAUCAGCACUUGGUAUUCCCCAGCAGGCCCAAGACUUAUCCCCAAACCAGAAAGAAGGGGAUGUUCAACAAUCAGAUCUUCCUUCAAAAAUAUUAGCCACAAAUCUCCCUGAAAAUGAGGCCCGGACAUCUGAGGUGAAAGCAGGUGAAGUAGGGCAGCCUCCCACCACUCCUUCCCAAGGGCCUCCUCAGCACCCUGAUGCCCCUCCAGCCCACAGCCCUCAGCCGGACCAGGAUGAGGAAUCGGGGGAGGCCAAGGUAACCCCUAGGGACCCUCCCCUAUCUGAACCUCCACAGGGGCCUGGCCCAGCAUCCCUCAGCCCCCAGAGAACCCAGGGUGAGGAAACUGAGCCAGCCAAUCUGCCACCCUACAGUUCCCAUCAUGAUCCUCCAAGAGAUCCUUCUCAGCCUGAUGGGGCCAAGGCCCUCGGACCAUCUCUGGGAGAGUCUCAACAACCUCUGGAGGAGGGAACCUCCAAAGCAGAAGUUGUCCGGGUCAGCACUCCUUACCCAGAAUUGCCACAACCCCAAGACUCAACAAAUACCAAACAGACCCAAGACAAGGAAGACGCAGUGGCUUUGCUUCCCAGAAGCCGGCUGGCUCCCACCAGGCUGCCCCAGCCUCGCGUCCUCGCUCCCCUCCAGAGUAGGAGGCCUACACCCAAACUCCUCUCCCCCAGCAGGGAGGAGGCUCUAGGAACGGCCUCGGGUCAAAUCAUGACUCCCUCUCCCAGGCCUCCGCCAGCUCAGGACGGAGAUCCCAGUAGACUUCCUCCCAUCAGCCCUCCCCAGUCCCAACCACCACAGAAUCUGAGUUCCCGUCCCGACCACAGUCCUCGGCAAGGCCAGGAGGAGAAAGUCAGGGAGGUGAAGCUCCCUCCAAUCAGUCCACCCGUCCAGGAGCAGGCACCGCAGCCCGCCGCCGCUCCACCCCAGGAAGAGGAGGCCCAGGUAGUCAGGCUCCCUCGCAUUCCCACUCCCUUUGCAAAGCAGCAGCUGCCUCAGAACAUGGCAGCUCAUGAUGAUUCGAGGCCUGCAAAGGAAAGGCAAGCUCCAGAAGCAGACCUCUCCUCUAGCGAGAAGAUUCCAGAUAUGCAGCCCUCACCCCAAAACCAAGAGCCAGUGCAGCAGGUGGGGGCUAAAAAAAAAAAACUCCCUUCUCAAAGAGAGACAGCUAAAGGACCACCACAUCUGAAAAAGGCACCUCCUGGAAGUCAUCAGACAGCCUGGCGACCGGAAGCCCAGAGUAAGCUGACCACCCCACAAGUACCUGACCAUCCUAACCCCAGCCCUCCUCAGAGCCCUGGGGGGAACCAGAGGAGAAAAGUCCAUACACCAGAAGUUCGUGAACCACCCCACACUGAAUCAUUGCCUGAAGAUCCCCAAGUACAGGAAGAGAAAAGGGAAAAAGUACAUUAUUCCAGGAAAAAGGCCCAUACCAAGCUCCCCUCAAAUGACCUGGCUCAAAAGGUAGCUGUGUCCAAAAAAGGACCAUCUGUGAAAAGAGAGAAUUCUGAAGGAUUAUCUCAAGAAAAUAAAACUGCCCUCAGUGGUGAUCAACCAACUCAAGAGGGUCCACCCCAGCACAGGAGGCCUCUCCAGAGGGCAAAGGCCUCAGCAGAGUCAGGAGUGGAUGGUCCUGCUCUCGGGGAGCGUCCAAGGAGAAGAGAACAGGUUCCCAAACGGGGAAGGUCUCAGAAGAGAGAGACUGCUUUGGAUCCCCCAGAGCGGGAUGGUGUGGCCCCCACCCAGCAGCCUGUCAAAGAGACGCAAGUCCAUAAAGGGACCAGUCAAAUCAGAGAGAGCUCUGUCCAAAGGGACAAUGCUUCCAGGCAGCAAACCGAAGAGAAAUACACCCCGAAACACGGGGGAGUACCACAGGACAAAAGUCCUGCCACACCUCAGAAUCAAGUGUCUGCUGAGGAGCAGGACAGUCGGACAGGAAGACUGCGGGCUAGGGGCAGUCAGAGCACCAAGGUUUAAGCCAUCCCUGGGGUCCCCAGGUCAUUAACAUCUAUGCCUCCCUGAAGCCGUGCUGUCACAGAAUGGAAAGCUAUGGCCAGGGCACUAUGAGUCUAUACAUCAGUUUCCCUCUGCAACUCCAAGUCCGCGCAGGUGGAGGGGUCUGCCAGCGCUGUCCAGCCACCAUUCUUAGAAGGCCGCCAGUCUUUGCACUUCUCUGCCUCCUUUGUGUCUUGCCGUUGCAGCCUGGAAGAACAGCCCCUGUAGUGAGAUGCAUCAGAAAGUAAUUUCCCCUCUGCCAACUGAUAGAGCCAGUCUUAAAGGUUGGCAUCAGCAAGAAGUCUUUGUCUUCAAAUUCGCACAGAUUCCACCAUGAGUUCCAAAUCUGGCUGAAGCAACGCUAUUGAGUUUUGUUCUAUUCAUUAGGAAAAUUCACUUCUAGAUUGGAAAAUUCUCUCAUUAUCUUGCAUUAUCGAGGGGUCCAUAAGCUAAAAGAAUCCUGAGAAAGGAAGCCUUUGCAGUUUCUGGGGCUUGGUCUCUCCCACAGAGAUUCCAAACCCACAGUUAAUUUGUGAGAACCUUCUGAAGGGAAGAGGACAGGUUCUUUGUUCGUGUGACACUGAUCGAACACUUCAGAUUCGCGAUGGUGUAUGUUGCCUGAAACUUACUUUUGUUUUAAAUAUAUGUCAAAAUGAAUACCUUCCUUCUCUCUGAAUAGGAACCUCAUGUAAAUUAGCCCAUGCCUUCAUUAUGCCAAACCAUCUGGUUGAAUUUGCUAAACGAAUUAGUGGGGGGGAACAUUCAGGUGAAUCAGUUUUUCAUUUAUCUAUUUGUACUGUCAGGAUUCUUUUGCUGACAAGUGACGGGAGUCCAACCUGAGCCAGCUUGUGUGAAUCUAUUCGGAGGAAGUGAAAUAUCUCACACAGCUAAACUAUGGGGAGGGCAGAGGUGAGGCAGAGCCUCCGAGAGAUUGGGGACCAGUUAUUGAACAUAACCUGGACUCUCUUCAUCUCCAGUAUUCUCGUCAUCUCCCGGACUGUCAUCGUCUCCUGGACACUUGUCAUCUCCAGGACUCUCAUCAUUUCUCAUCUCUGUUUCUUUCUCCAUGUUGGCUUCGUUCUCUUUGAUAGAAAUGACUAUGUAUCAGUUUCUGUACAUGUGGCAGGGAACAUGGUCACCAACUCCUCUCGAGUUUUACAUCUGGCUUUACAUCUGGCAGCUCUCACCACUAGAAAGGGGUUGACUCGGAUGUUCCUUGAUCCUAAGAUAAAAAAAUUCAGGGGAAGACUCUGCUUGGCCUGGCUUGGGUCAGAUGCUCAUUCUUAAACCAGUCUUCUCUGGCCGGGGGCCAGGGUCACAUAGACAUACCCACUGGGCCUACUCCUAGAGUGUAUGGAGGCUGCAUACCCAGAAAAGAGAAUAAUUGUGAGCAAAGUAGCCAAUCCAAGAUUUGACUCUUAAAAAGUUAUAUUUAUUGAGUGCAUCUGUGUAAACAGCAGCAUGCUAAGCUAUAUUUGGCAUCCUGUACUUAAAAACUUGAUGGCCAAAUGCCAAUAUAAAUAUGUUUUAUCAUACAUGAAAGGUAUGUGUCCACAAAAUUGUUUGUAUGUCAAAUGUUAUUUCGCGUGUCGUAGAGGAAAUUGAUAUUUUAAAGAGUCAGUAUGCAGGAAUCCUCUUGUAAAUGAAGAGACUAUGUUAUACUAAUAAUUACCUGCUAAUUUAUCUGUUUUGUCUAAGAUGAAAGUAGUAAAGUGAAUUUUUAACAUAUCAUAAUUUAUUUUUAUUUAGUUAGUUUGUCAUCCAACAAACAUUAAUUGAGCACUUCCUAUGUGCCAGACUUUGAUAGUUGCCAGACAGUAAGAUGAUGAGGAUGCUUCAAGGGAGACAGAUGAGAGGUGUCAUUACAACACCAUGUGAUUAGGACAAAUGGAGGCCCCACAGAAUGCUAGGCUAUGUUUAGCAUCAAAUAGAUAAGAAAACCCGUUUGUUAACUUUUCCAGAAUGUCAUAAAAGAUACCAAGGAAGGACACUGAAUUCAGCUGGCAAUGUGAGAAUUGGAUCAGAAAACAUUUUCAAGAUGAAGCCAUCCUUCAGCUAAGUCAUCAAGCUUGCAGGAUUAGUCAGCUGACUGAUGGGAGAGAAGGGAAGGUUUCUUAGAAGAGUGAACAGCAUACGCCUAACCAUGGAGGCAAGAGCAGGCAUAGCAUCUUCUAAGGAUUCAAAUGUCAGGAGAGCAGUAGGCAUAUGUAGAGCCAAAGGGCCUUUUGUGCUAUGCUAAUGAACUUGGAAACUUGAUCUUCUAACAAUGGGGAGCCAUUGAAUAGUUAAUUUUUUUGUCUUAGAAGCGUGUGUCUAGAAUUAGUAUAGAGAUAAAUUUAAGGAGGGCAAUACAGGAGCCAGGAAGAAUGGCUGGGAAACUAUUGCCUUAGUCCUGACAAGAUGGUAACGCCUGAAGUAAGACACUGUGGCAGGAAUGGACAGAUUCAAGAAAUAUUUGGAUUGGAUGUGGGAGAAGGCAGACUGUGAAAGAGGGGAAGAAAAUAAGGAUAACCACCUGUUUUAUAUGAGCUGUGUAUGGGGCAUUUUAGAGGUGCCAUCCUUCAGAUAGGUGAAGAACUUUAGAAAUUUACUUGGUUUCCUCCUUGACCAACUUGUUCUGAGGCUCCUUAAGGCAUUGGGGGGUGCGUUUUCAUCAGGGUUCAUACAGGAAGUGAGAAGCCAAAUUUCCAUCCACUUGCCUUGAAGGAAGCUCUGGCUCCUUUCUCUGGGGUCCAUGAUGGUAAGGUGUUGGUCUGUGUUUGUGUUUUUGUUUUGGUGGUAUAAAUGUCUCAGAUUCAGUGCAACUGCACAAUGUUUUGUCCGUGGUCCGAGGAAAGGAUUAAAAAGAUCAUCAACUCCUCUCUAGUGAGAGAGGUUUUUAUUGCUAUUAUUGAUUUUCUUGGUAUGAGGGAAACUUCUACUUUUUAAUUGUAUAAUAUAAAUAUUUAAAAAUUGUCAUUUUCCAUCUGCAUUUGCAAACAAAGUUCAUAUAGCUACCAUUUGGUUUGUUUCUCAGCAAACUGAUCUUUACGAGGAAGAAAAAACCCAUUGUGGACUUCAGUCACUCUACUAGGUAAUACAAUUUUCAGCUUUUUAGUAGAAGUCUGGUGCAUAGUAUUCAGAUCAACAGAGAUAAUAGUUCCACUGGGCAUGAGAGCCUUCUUCAAAUAUUUAAAGAGCUAAAUCAAUUAUUUUAGAGCCUAAAAGAUAAUUUGACAAAGGGCAUGAUUGGGUAAUUCACAAAAGAAGAAAUAAAAAUGGCCAGUAAAUAUGUCAAAAAGUAUUUAACCUCACUUAAGUUAAAAGAGAAUAGACUCUUUGGGGGCACCAAACUGGCAAAGAUGGAAAACAAAUUAAUGCCUCUUCUUGGUGAGGCUAAGGGUAAAUACACUUUCUGUGUCAUCAGAAAGUAAAUUGGUACAACUUUUCUGGGGAUAGUUUUACAGAUAUCUAUCAAAGCCUUAAAACUUUGCAUAUUUUUAACCUAGUAUUCUAAUCCAAGAAUUAUCAUAAGGAAAUAAUUUAUGUACAAGAUGUUCAUAUUAAUGUUAUUAUAAUAAAAUCUGGAAAUAAUCUAGCCACCUAAUGGGAUUUUAAAAAUAAGUUGUGGAAUGGGGCUGGCCCCGUGGCCGAGCGGUUAAGUUCGCGCGCUCUGCUGCAGG
Molecule: messenger RNA, 10106 nt
Organism: Equus caballus (horse)
Lineage: Eukaryota; Metazoa; Chordata; Mammalia; Perissodactyla; Equidae
Source: RefSeq, a predicted model, not a curated record